CACCUGCGCCCGUCUCCCUCCGAGGCCUCCCCUCCCGCCAUGUGCACCGGCAAGUGCUCCCGCCUGGUGGGCCUCUGCCUGGUGACGGCCGGCCUGGCCUGCAUGGUGGCCAACAUCCUCCUGAUGUUCCCCAACAUGCAGCGGGACUGGACCCCACAGCACAUCACUACCCAAGUGUGGCUCAUGGGGGGCCUCGUCGGUGGGGGGCUGAUGGUCCUCUGCACCGGGUGCUCUGCCGUGAAGGCCGGAGGGAAAGGUUGCUGCGGAUACGGAUGCUGUGGGAACAGGUGUCGGAUGCUGCGCUCCGUCUUCUGCUCCAUCUUUGGGGGGCUGGGGGGCUUCUACUGCCUUGUGGUGUCGUCCACCGGCCUGGCCGACGGACCCUGGUGCGAGGUGAAGAAUGGGACGUGGGGGUCACCUUUCAAGGACCUCAGUGAGAGCUACCUGGGCAACCGGACGCUGUGGGAGGCGGCGUGCGUGAACCCCCCCAACGUGGUGCUGUGGCACGUGGUGCUCUUCUCCAUCCUGCUGGGCCUGGGGCUGCUGGAGGUGGCGCUGUGCGGACUUCAGGUGGUCAAUGGACUGGUGGGCACCGUGUGCGGGGACUGCCGCAAAGACGAGGACCGGGCGGGCGACGGGGGCCUUUGAGGGACCCAGCUGGGCUAGACUCCCCACCCGCAACGUGCACACUCCCUCCAAGCUCCCCCGCAGCCCCCACCCCCACCCCUCACCUCUACGGUUUUAAAAAGUCGGAAUAAACCAGCUCUCUCCCGGUUGUUGAGUCCGG
Messenger RNA from Zootoca vivipara (common lizard), 787 nucleotides. It is a transcript of the gene TM4SF5, whose product is annotated as transmembrane 4 L six family member 5. Gene Ontology annotation, cellular component: membrane. The record is from RefSeq and is a predicted model, not a curated record. Lineage: Eukaryota; Metazoa; Chordata; Lepidosauria; Squamata; Lacertidae.